Messenger RNA from Phyllotreta striolata, 3037 nucleotides. The record is from the annotation of a GenBank genome assembly. Lineage: Eukaryota; Metazoa; Arthropoda; Insecta; Coleoptera; Chrysomelidae.
UUUGCACCUUCAAAAGUACAAGUAAGUUUAUUUAUUUUUUCGAGUCGGGUUUGUUUUCUUAUAAAUUUCGUCGACCAUGAAAAGACAGGUUAAAUGUGGGUCAGAAACGCUUGAUAAGGUCGCGCAAUAUCCCUAUGAAAUUUUCAAUUCCAUAUCGCUGUUUAGUUCACAAUUAAUUUAUUUCCCCAAAUAUUGGGCGUGAAGCGUGAAAUGAUUGGUGUACCUACGCAAAAAUUGUAUGUAAUUAAAAGCAUCUUAUUAGGUUUCUACAGGUAUUAAAUUAAUUGUAAUUAGAUAUUUCAACCACAAACAUAAUUAAUUAGCGUAAUCGUUCAUCGGAAUGGUAAUAAUUAAUGAGCAACCCAGCGAUUGAAGGUAACUAAUCACAGGUAGCGUGAAAAACCCUCCGAAAAAAUGGGGGCGAUGUUCAGAAGCGAGGAAAUGGUCCUGGCCCAAUUGUUCGUCCAGCCAGAGGCCUCUUACUACGCCAUAUCGGAAUUGGGCGAAGCCGGUUGCGUGCAAUUUAGAGACCUCAACGAAUCGGUGAACGCCUUCCAAAGGAAAUUCGUCAACGAGGUGCGAAGAUGCGACGAAAUGGAGCGGAAGCUGCGCUACAUCGAGGCGGAGGUGCGCAAAGACGACGUCGCCAUUCCGGACGUCAGCGAGCUGCCCAAGGCGCCCAAUCCGCGCGAAAUCAUCGAUUUAGAGGCGCACCUGGAGAAAACCGAAGGCGACAUCAAGGAGCUGUCGGAGAGCGCGGUGAACCUCAAGUCCAACUACCUGGAGCUCACCGAGCUGCGGCACGUGCUGGAGAAGACGCAGGCCUUCUUCAACGAGCAGGACGAGGCGAACGGCAUGUCCGAGCACAAGACGCUCAUUCCCGCCGAGGAGCACAACGCCUCCAUCAGGGGCCGGCUCGGCUUCGUCGCCGGCGUCAUCAACAGGGAGCGCGUGCCGGCCUUCGAGCGCAUGCUGUGGCGCAUCUCCAGAGGCAACGUCUUCCUCAGGCAGGCGGAGAUCGAGAAACCCAUGGAGGAUCCCGCCACUGGAAUUGAGUACCACAAGACGGUGUUCGCGGCGUUCUUUCAAGGCGAGCAGCUGAAGACCAGGAUAAAGAAAGUGUGCGCGGGAUUCCACGCUUCGUUGUAUCCGUGCCCGAGUACUCUGAGCGAACGGAACGACAUGCUGAGAGGCGUACGCACGAGACUCGAGGAUCUUAAUCUGGUUUUGAAUCAAACUCGAGACCACCGGCAAAGAGUGCUGGUCAGCGUGGCCAAAGAAUUGCAGAAUUGGAGCAUCAUGGUGAGCAAGAUGAAGGCGAUUUACCACACGUUGAACUUCUUCAACAUGGACGUGACCAAGAAGUGCUUGAUCGGCGAGUGCUGGGUGCCCAGCAACGAUAUACCUGCCGUACAAAAGGCUCUGGCGGACGGUUCGAGCGCUUGCGGCAGUUCCAUUCCGUCGUUCCUCAACGUCAUCAACACUAACGAAGACCCGCCGACUUUCAACAGAACCAACAAGUUCACCAGAGGUUUCCAAAACUUGAUCGAUUCCUACGGAGUAGCUUCCUACAGAGAAGCCAACCCUGCCCUGUACACGAUCAUCACGUUCCCGUUCUUGUUCGCCGUGAUGUUCGGCGACUGCGGUCACGCCGUCAUCAUGUUCCUCUUCGGCUUGUGGCUGGUGCUGUCCGAGAAGAAGAUCGCCGCCCAGAAGAACAAGAGCGAAAUCUUCAACAUCUUCUUCUCCGGCCGGUACAUCAUCCUGUUGAUGGGCCUGUUCUCGUUCUACACGGGCCUCAUGUACAACGACGUGUUCUCCAAGUCGAUGAACAUAUUCGGCUCCAAGUGGUUCGUGAACAUGACGGAGAAGGAGCUGCACGAUCUGGAAGGCGACGUGGAGUUUUUGCCCAGGAAGAAUUUCGCCAACGUGCCGUAUUGGGUCGGAUUGGAUCCGGUGUGGCAGACUGCUAAGAACAAGAUUAUAUUUUUGAAUUCGCUGAAGAUGAAGAUGUCUAUUAUCCUAGGUGUUGCCCAUAUGAUUUUCGGUGUAGUUUGCAGUACAUUUAACUUCAUUCACUUCAAGAAAUACUACAGUCUCGUGUUGGAGUUUUUACCGCAAUUACUGCUGCUCAUAUUCCUGUUCUUGUACAUGGUGGUGAUGAUGUUCAUGAAGUGGAUCAUGUAUUCCGGCGAAUACGACGGUUAUGACGGACCGGCCGGGCCGAUCGAAGACGUCAACAAACACGGCUCCUACUGCGCCCCGUCGGUGCUGAUCUACUUCAUUAACAUGAUGCUGAUGAGCUCCAGCACCGCCAACAAGGGCUGCGACGUGUUCAUGUACCCGGGCCAGGACUUGGUGCAGAAGGUGUUCGUGUUCGGCGCCCUCAUUUGCAUCCCCGUCAUGCUGCUGGGGAAACCUCUGUACAUCAUGUACACGAGGAAGAACAAGAAGCACGAUGUGUACCAACCGGAGACUUUCAAGAAUAAAACCAACGGUGACGUGAACUUGGGUAUGGAAUUGGACGAUAUUUCCGAGGCGAAUCGCCAGGAAUUGGCCGAAGCCGCCGCUUCGGCUCAUCGCGAGAAAGAAGAAGAAGAGGAGCCGAUGAGCGAGAUUUUCAUACACGCCGCCAUCCACACCAUCGAAUACACGUUGAGUACCAUCUCCCACACGGCUUCCUAUUUGCGUUUGUGGGCCUUGUCUCUCGCUCACGCCCAAUUAUCGGAGGUGUUGUGGAGCAUGUUGUUCGCCAAAUUGGCCCUCAAGCACGAGGGCUACAUCGGCGUGGCGAUGAUUUUCCUCAUAUUCGCCGCUUGGGCGGCCUUCACCAUCGCCAUUCUGGUGCUCAUGGAGGGCCUGUCGGCCUUCUUGCACACGCUCCGUUUGCAUUGGGUCGAGUUCAUGAGCAAAUUCUACGCCGGCGUCGGCUACAUUUUCCAGCCGUUCAGCUUCAAGAGGAUACUCGAAGAGGAGGAAGAAGAAGCGUAAAUUGUUAUUCGUUCGCAUUUGAUAUUCGUUAGUCGUUCAAUAUAAU